This is a messenger RNA of Pyrus x bretschneideri (Chinese white pear), 638 nucleotides long. Its product is annotated as non-specific lipid-transfer protein 3. Gene Ontology annotation, biological process: systemic acquired resistance. Gene Ontology annotation, molecular function: fatty acid binding. The record is from RefSeq and is a predicted model, not a curated record. Bases 90 to 446 code for a protein of 118 amino acids. NCBI's taxonomy places the organism in Eukaryota, Viridiplantae, Streptophyta, Magnoliopsida, Rosales, Rosaceae. The transcript is spliced from 2 exons.
CACACAGAUUAUUUCAUUGUACCAUGGUGGAAUUGUGAGAUAUAACUUUUCAUUAACUUCAAACUUCUGCAUUGUGAACCAACACAAAAAUGGCAGCUGCAGUGAAAUUUAUUUGCGUGUUAGGGUUUCUUGCAGUUUUCAGCAUUGCUAUGAUUGAAAGGGCUGAUGGGGCAAGUGCUUGUGGAAAAGCUAGUCCAGACGAAGAGGCCGCCAAGCUUGCUCCUUGUGCGGAUGCCGCACAAGAUGAAAAAGCUGCUGUUUCCGCUAGUUGCUGUCAGCAAGUCAAGAGGAUGGGACAAAACCCUAGCUGCCUCUGUGCUAUCCUACUUUCUGACACUGCCAAGAGCUCUGGUGUCAAGCUUGAGGUUGCGAUAACCAUUCCCAAGCGCUGCAACUUUGCCAACCGCCCAGUCGGUACCAAGUGCGGAGGCUAUACUCUGCCGUGAAUGAAUGUAAGGAAAGGUUGAAGGCCAUGGAGUCGUAAGUCUGGUUAAGAUAUUUGAAGCAGUUGGCUACUAGUGUGACUAAUUAAGUAGGAUUACUACUCUGUAAUUUGGCAAUAAAUUAAAGCUAGUAGCCCGUAUCAUGUAUAUGUAUCCUGGCCUUCUCGUACAAUAAAAAUAUGCAAUUUCCCGGAA